ACGGAGGAGAUAAAGAGAGUUGGUGGACAGCUCAAAAAAACCAAUUUAAAAUACCGGUCAUCAAACACGACACACACACUUUCGCUCUCUAAAAUCAAUUUCCUCUUGCCCAAGAUCGUAUCGAAAGAUCACAGGGUAUAAUUGAUAAUACUUAUCAAUUGUGAAAGAGUUUUGGCUCUUGCUUACUUGUUGAUUUUGAAAGAUGGCAUACGGCGAAUGGUCCAUUGAGAAAAGAGCUGGUCUUAGAAAUGAUUCUUUCUCAAGGGACACUGAAGUUCCUGAAACUGGAUGUCUCUCCAUUAUUGUGCUCGGUGCUUCGGGUGAUCUUGCCAAGAAAAAGACUUUUCCGGCCCUAUUCAACCUUUACCGGCAGAAAUUCUUGCCACCAACUGAAGUUCAUAUUUUUGGCUAUGCAAGGACCAAGAUUUCGGAUGAUGAGUUGAGAAAUCGCAUACGCGAAUAUCUUACCCAGGGCAAAGGUGUUUCUUCAUCAGUGCACUCGGAAGAUGUAUCAAAAUUUCUGCAGUUGAUCAAAUAUGUAAGUGGCUCUUAUGAUACAGAGGAGGGUUUUCGUGCAUUGGACAAGGAAAUAUCUGGGCAUGAACUCUCAACGAAUAGUGCAGAAGGAUCAUCUCGAAGACUUUUCUACCUUGCCCUUCCUCCAUCAGUAUAUCCAUCUGUCUGCAAGAUGAUCAGGAAUUGUUGCAUGAAUAGCUCUGACCGUGGUGGAUGGACAAGGAUUGUUGUAGAGAAGCCUUUUGGAAAGGAUUUGGAUUCGGCAGAGCAACUGAGUACCCAUAUUGGGAAGCUAUUUGAAGAACCACAGAUUUACCGUAUUGAUCAUUACCUGGGAAAGGAAUUGGUGCAGAACUUGUUGGUGCUUCGUUUUGCAAAUCGCUUCUUUAUGCCGCUUUGGAAUCGUGACAACAUUGCUAACGUACAGAUUGUGUUUAGGGAGGAUUUUGGAACUGAAGGUCGUGGUGGAUAUUUUGAUGAAUAUGGAAUUAUCCGCGAUAUUAUUCAAAAUCACCUACUGCAGGUUCUUUGCCUGGUUGCCAUGGAGAAGCCUGUUUCUCUUAAACCUGAACACAUUCGGGAUGAAAAAGUUAAGGUUCUUCAAUCCGUAAACCCAAUUAAAGAUGAAGAGGUUGUUCUUGGACAAUAUGAAGGCUAUACAGAGGACCCAACUGUUCCUGACAACUCGAACACUCCCACUUUUGCAACUGUCAUUCUGAGGAUACACAAUGAAAGAUGGGAAGGUGUUCCUUUUAUACUAAAGGCAGGGAAAGCAUUAAAUUCAAGAAAGGCGGAAAUACGUAUUCAAUUUAAAGAUGUUCCUGGUGAUAUAUUUAAAUGUAAAAAGCAAGGAAGAAAUGAAUUUGUAAUUCGUCUGCAGCCUUUAGAGGCCAUGUACAUGAAGCUUACGGUCAAGCAGCCUGGGCUGGAAAUGUCUACUGUUCAAAGUGAACUAGAUUUGUCAUAUGGGCAGCGGUAUCAAGGGGUUACCAUUCCUGAGGCUUAUGAACGUUUAAUCCUUGACACAAUUAGGGGUGAUCAGCAACAUUUUGUGCGCAGAGACGAGUUAAAGGCGGCUUGGGAGAUUUUUACGCCACUUCUGCACGGCAUAGAUAGGGGAGAAUCCAAGCCGAAACCUUACAAGCCAGGUAGCCGAGGUCCAACUGAAGCAGAUGAGUUGCUGGAACGAGCGGGUUAUGUUCAAACGCAUGGCUAUAUAUGGAUCCCUCCCACCUUGUAACAUAGCAUACCGCCUCUAUAAAUAAUCUUCCAGUUGCUGUAUGAGCCUGGGGUUUUGUUAGAGCCCACUUGUAACAGUUUAUAGAUGUUGCAUGCCUCCAUAAAAUAUAUAGAUCAGUACGCUGCUUGGUUAAUAUGCCACGGAAAUGUCCUGUUGAAAUUUUUUAACCUUAAUGGGCUGUUCAUUUAGAACAUGAGCUCAGGUGUGGUGUGUAUUGCUAUUCAGAUGUAAUAAAAUGUGUUCCAAGCCAAUGCAAGUGAAUUUGGAUUA
Molecule: messenger RNA, 2026 nt
Organism: Cornus florida
Lineage: Eukaryota; Viridiplantae; Streptophyta; Magnoliopsida; Cornales; Cornaceae
Product: glucose-6-phosphate 1-dehydrogenase, cytoplasmic isoform
Exons: 16
Coding region: 203-1756 (517 amino acids)
Biological process (GO): pentose-phosphate shunt, oxidative branch; glucose metabolic process
Cellular component (GO): cytosol
Molecular function (GO): glucose-6-phosphate dehydrogenase activity; NADP binding
Source: RefSeq, a predicted model, not a curated record